Passer montanus (Eurasian tree sparrow) is the source of this 6693-nucleotide messenger RNA. It is a transcript of the gene AHCTF1, whose product is annotated as AT-hook containing transcription factor 1. NCBI's taxonomy places the organism in Eukaryota, Metazoa, Chordata, Aves, Passeriformes, Passeridae. The coding region runs from base 175 to 5502 and encodes 1775 amino acids. The transcript has 25 exons. The record is from RefSeq and is a predicted model, not a curated record. Gene Ontology annotation, molecular function: protein binding.
GCCGCGCGGCACGCCGGGAUCCGCAGUCCGGAGGCCAUCGCCGCCAGCGCCCGGGGCCGUGUCCCACGCAUUUGAAAAUUCCCGCGGAGGCUCGCUGCGGUUCUCGCGAGAAGUGGCCCCGUCCCCCCGGUGCCGUCCCGCCCCCCGCGCGGCGGGUGAGCGAGCGAGUGAAGAAUGCGAGACCUAACGGCUCAGGUAACGAGCAGUCUGCUGCAGUUUCCAGAGGUGACUGUUGAGGCACUUGGGGAAGAUGAGAUCACCCUAGACUCUGCACUGUGUGGGAAGUUUUCUGGAGGCUUGCUCUUGGGCCUGUCAAAGAGCUUUGCUAUGAACCUGCAUUCCCUGCAGGUGACUGCCAUCGAACCCAUCAGCAAUGACGGCGGAGCCAGCGUGAGCACGCGGCACCUGCAUCAGAGCCUGCGAUGGCUCUUUGGAGUGGCAGCAGUGGCCACGGAUGUUGGCCAUGUCCUUCUGGUUGACCUUUGUUUGGAUGAUUUAUCUUGCAGUCAGAAUGAAGUAGAAGCAUCAGAUCUAGAAGUUGUGACUAGAAUUCCUGCUGAAGUUCCACAAAGAAGAGAAGCUGUGACCAGGGAAGGGAGGCAUCUCUGUUUUCAGUUAAGAAGUCCUUCAGGAACAGCAGUGUCAACCCUGUGCUACAUAAGCAGAAGCAACCAGCUCAUUGUGGGGUUUUCUGAUGGCUACUUGUCACUAUGGAAUAUGAAGAGUUUGAAGAGGGAGCACCACUCCCAGCUUGAAGGAGGAAGGAUUCCUGUCUAUGCAGUUACUUUUCAAGAGCCUGAGAAUGAUCCCCGCAAUUGUUGCUACUUGUGGGCUGUUCAGUCUACACAACAAAGUGAAGGUGAUGUUGUGAGUUUACAUCUGCUGCAGUUAGCAUUUGGUGACAGGAAACGCCUGGCAUCAGGACAAGUCAUGUAUGAGGGUUUGGAAUACUGUGAUGAAAGGUACAGUUUAGAUCUCAGUGGUGGAAUCUUUCCCUUGAGGGGGCAGACCAGCAAUACUAAAUUACUCAGCUGUCAGACCAUAGAGAAAUUUCGCAACCAUGCAGACAGAGAGGACAGCGUUAAUGAAGUAAUCUCUCCUGACACCAGUGUAUCAAUCUUCAGUUGGCAAGUGAAUACCUAUGGUCAGGGAAAACCAUCUACUUAUUUGGGAGUGUUUGACAUCAAUCGCUGGUAUCACGCCCAAAUGCCAGACUCACUGAGGCCAGAAGAAUUGCUUCAUGAUUGCCCCUAUUUUGCACUGUGGUCACUGGAUCCUGUAAUAAGCAUGACUUCUCCAAACCUCAUUUUGGAUAUUCUGGUACACGAGCGUAGUCUAAGUCGGGGGGUUCCUCCUUCUUAUCCACCACCUGAACAGUUUUUUAAUCCAAGCACCUAUAAUUUUGAUGUGACGUGCUUGCUCAACUCGGGAGUUGUUCACAUGACUUGCACGGGCUUCCAGAAGGAGACCCUGAAGUUUUUGAAGAAAUCUGGUCCUUUAAUAAGUGAAGCCAUUCGUGACAGCUACACUCGGUGUCUUGUCGCUGGCUUGCUGUCUCCAAGACUGGUUGAUGUCCAGCCAUCCAGUCUGAGUCAGGUGGGUGUACACUGGGGAAUCCAGGGGGAAAUACAUCCAUCUUGUCUGCAGGCUGAAGGGGAGACCAGUUUGCUAGAAAGCAUUGAAGAGAGCGACAAACAUGCAAUUACAAUUUACUUGCUGCUGGAUAUUAUGCAUUCCUCUCCAAAUAAAACAGAGACUUCAAUUGACUCCUUUCCAACUGCCUUUGCUAUCCCUUGGGGUCUUGUUAAGCUGAUUCAAGGCUUUUGGCUCCUAGAUCACAAUGAUUAUGAAUUAUCAACAGCAACAAGGCAGGCUAAUGCAGGAAAUGUGCAUACAAGAGCAACUUUCAUCAGUAAAGUGUUGUCCAAAAUUGGAGAAGUAUGGUUAGGAAAUGAGCAGAAAACAAAUAUCUCACAAUAUGAUAGUCCAAGAACUACAGAGCCAGCAGUCAGUACACAUCUUCUCCCUAGUGCAGAGUUGCCUGAUGCGUUUCUUGGGACACCUAUUACAAAACUUUCUCAGAAGUGUUCAAGGUUGCUGGAUUUGGUGGUUCGUCCUGUUCCUUCCCGCUCUGUGGCACAGGAUGAGAGCUGGCAGUCCCCGUGCAGAGCUUCUACUUCUUUUGUGGCAUCCAGCCCCCUGAGAUCAAAUACACAUCGCUCCAGCUCCCAAAACAAUCUGCCAAGAGCAUCAGAGUUGAAUUUACUGGAAACUCCUCGUGUGGUCAAGAGAGCUAAAGUUUUGGCCACAUCUUCCGGUUUUCCUGGGUUUACUCCUCAGUCUAUUCUCAGGUCCAGCCUUCGCACUACACCCCUAGCAACUCCUUCUGCAUCCCCAGGACGAUCAGUUACUCCUCCUCUACGAGCAAAGGAACCUAGAAUAUCUUUCAGGGAAGAGAGCUCACAUGCAAAGUGGACUGUUGGGCUGACAGAAGAUGAUAAAGCACUAUUUGGAGCUUCAUCUGAGCAUCAUCAUGGCUUGGUAGAGGAUGCUUGGUCUGAAAGUAGAGCUAAACCAACUCUGUUAACUCUGAGCAAUCCUGAGGAUGGUCGUGCUGAAUUGCAGGAAUCUUCAGAAAGCAUACCUGGAGAUGAUUUGGAGAAGAUGGAUGUCAGCAAGGAAAAUAGUAACUUCUCUGUCAGAUCAGACCAGACUACUUUGGAGUAUCAUGAUGCAAAAUCACCUGGUGAUUUUGAAGAUGAUGUCAUCUUUAUAGCUGCUAAACCAGCUAAUUCUUCCACUGAAGAAACUGUUGAUGUUCAAGAAUUGGAGAAGGAGGAAGAAAGUGAAAUGGUUGAAGAUAAACCUUUCCAGAUUAAACAACCUGAUCCUUCAGGACAAAGAAAAGAAGCAGGAUUUGUGGAAGAAUCAAAUGCUGAAUAUCAUACCCUUCCUGAGUACAAGUCGGUGUUUAAAGCUGCUGAGGCUGCAACUUCUGGGGCUGGAAAUGAACGUGAAACAACCUGCCAGGAGUCUGAAAUGACCUCUUCAUCAGAAGAAAAAGCCAUACUGGUUGCAACAAAUCCACAGCUUGCUGAAUCCCCGGAGGCAGACAGUGAAUCUGUGAUAAGUAUCCUUGAGAGUGAGGACAUGGUCAGUACUCCAUCUCAAAAUCGACUUGAGGACAAGCGUGUGGAUUUACCUGAAGAAUGUAACCCUGAAGCAGCUGCAGCUGAAGAAGUCCCUGUUUCUAACAAUCCUCCAAAAACUGAGGAAAUUAAUGUUAUAGAAGAUACCUCAGAACCAGCACCUGAAACAUCACCAUAUAGUGAGCUAGAUCCAUCAAGAGUUCUUCAUUAUAGCUAUGAAAAUAUAGAGCAACAGUUUGCAUGUGAUUUGCCUGAUAAUAAAGAUAAUGAAUGUGAUGCAGCUGAGGGAGAUGGAGACCUUUUUCUCUCUCAGAAUAAUUUUACCUUAGUUUUGGAAGGAGAAGAAGGGGAAGCAGAGAUGGGAGACCCUACAUCAAUAGAUGCUUCUAAACCAGAUAACACAAUAACAGAAGAAAAGCCUGUGACCAAUUUAGAAAAUACUGAAAACCAGGAACAUGUUACAAACUCGGUGUCGACUGUAACUGGCGAUCAGGAAUCUCAGAAUAUUGCAGAGUCACUCCCGUAUGUGCCUGAACCUAUUAAGGUUGCCAUUGCUGAGAACUUACUGGAUGUAAUCAAGGACACAAGAAGUAAAGAAUUUACAUCUGAAGUUGUAGAGCAAUCAAUUCAUGAAACCAUAGGUAAAAAGGUAACUAGAUUCCAGAAGGCAAAGGCUCCCUUAACACCUGUGCUAGAAGCAGUGGGAGAGGAAACCAGCAGGCAUCAUUAUGGCACUGCUCCAAGAACCCGCACAAGGGGACAGCUGGGUAGAAGUCCGGCUGUUCUGUCAGCAGGCGCUCAGCAGCUGCUGAAGACUGACAGCCCUGCUCUGCUCGGACUGUCUCCUCGGAGAAGUACCAGGCGAACAAAAGAAGCAUCUGAGACUCCCAGGCUCCAAACAGAGGAAAAUGCUCAAGAGGAGCAAAUACCUGUGACACCUGUUACUCCUAGGAGAGGUAGGAAACCUAAACUGUCUAAUCUAGAAAAAACAGAAAGCAGCCAUUCUGAUGGACAAACCUUGUCUGACAGUACACAACCUGUUACUCCCAGAAGAGGGUUAAGGAGAGCAAAGGAAGCUGCAUCUGAACUCCUAGAAGAGGCUAAUGAGGAAACUCCUCUUGCUGAAGGCAGCAAUAUUGCUUCUUCUGCUUCCAGAAGGACUAAAGGAGGAAAAAGUUCAGUUGGAAAUGCAGAAACUGACAAGGCUGACACUGAUCAUAAAGUAAAAACAGCAGUCAGUCCCAGUAGAAGUGCAAGAAAAUUGAAAAGCUUUAAUUUACAGUUUACUGAAGAUACUGUCAAGGAUCAACAGGUGCAGCUUAGUGACCAACUCCUUUUACCUGUGCCAAGUAAAAGAGGCAGAAGAAGAAAGAUUAGUUCAUCAGAAGUUUCAGAAAAUUCUGAUCUUGAUGUGUCUAAAUCAUCGCUUCCUCAAACAGAAUUUAAACUUCCCGUCACGCCUAGAAGAAGUGCUAGGAAGGCAGCACAAAACCUCUUGGCAGACUCAGAGUCUACCUCUUCUCAGGAAGACACACAUUCAGGUGUGAAAGUAGAAGCCCUUGAUACUCCUAAGAGAAAAACUAGGAGAGUGCCACACAAGAACCCAGAAAAAGAGGAUACUCAUGAACAAACUCCUGCAGAGCCAAAUGAGGAGCCAGCCACACCCAGGACUGCAGUGAGGACAGGGCGUCGGGGCAGGAAGAGGAGAUCCAUGUCUGAGGAGACCUCCCAAGGACCUGGUGGCAGUCCUUUGCUGCUGGAAGACAUAAACCCCUCAGGACGUGAUCAGACAUCAACAGCUCUGACAGAUCGUGUUACAAGAACCAGAUCCCGCAGGACUGCCAUCCAUCAGAAACUGUCUGUUGAGGAAAAUGAGGCUUUCCUUUUCUCUCCUCCUCUCACAAAGCUCACAAAGAAAUUUGAAGCUGGAAAAACAGACCAUCCUGUGAAGUUUCAGGAUUUAGACCCAGAUUUGUCUUCUCAAUUUGUCUUUUCACCUCCUCUUUUGAGGUCAAGGAGAAAAACUGUAGCUAACAUUUCCCGAAUUGUGAAAGAAGCAGAACUUCCAGCUAAAGAAGAAGAGGAUACCAAAUCCAUAGAGUCUGGGGGAAAGCAAAAAUUGAAGAGAGGUAGAACUCCAAAAUCAAAAAUGAAGAAAGAAAGCAAAACCACAAAAGAUUCUUGGUCACCUCCACCAGUCGAAAUAAAAUUCAUCUCUCCUUUUGGAAGUCCAGUGGAUGGAACAAAAACCAAACAGAAAGAAACUACAGAUGCAGCAGGGAAGACCCUAAGAAAGAACAAAAAAAGACUGUCUAAUUUUCCAAAGCCAGUUGUGCGCCGGAAGAUGCUGUAACUGUUUUUUUUAAGUUUAUAAUGUACACCACUGUUUGUAAAGUCAUCAAAAUUGUGUGAAUUAGUAAGAAGAAGAAAAAUCAUCUAAUUUGGAAGAGAUAAUUUAUAUAAAUUAUUGUAAAAUUUCAUUAAAAAUGGUCUUCAGUAAGUAACUCCAUAUGGAGUGUGAUUUCCUCAGUCAAUGCAGUUUUCUAUUUUAUAUUAAGACUUCAUACAUUUAUAUAAUAUGUAAAUACAGCUUAUUUUAGGAAUGUUAAAUAAAAAUGUAUACUUCACAAUGUGCUUACUGUCUGAUAGCUUUUUGAGGGAAUAUUGGGUUGAAUGACCUGUAUUGCUCAGAACUUUUAAUGUUGGUUUGUGGGAGUUACAGACUCUCAAAAGUGAUUCCAAAAGCUUUUAAAAAGUUUGUUUAGAAUUCCUGUAACAAGUAAACAUUUUAAGCAUACUAGUUUUAAUUUUAAAAUUAUGUUUGACCUUCUGGCACAAAUAAUUAAACUUACAAUACAAACUGGUAAUUCUUUACAUUCACGGUUAAGUUGUACUGUAUUGAAGUCAGAAUGUAAACAAUUGUGUUUUAAGCUGUGCAAUAUUUUUUUUUUUGUAUUUGUCUUAAACUUUGGGAAAGCUGCUCUUUAGUUCAUAAAACCAGAUCACACCUCAGAUGUGUCAUUAUUUCUAAAAAUUUGUUAUCAGCAAAAAGUUAACUGUACAGAUGGUGUGAUGGUUACCAUAGCAUAUCAGAUUUAAAGGGAUACUACCCAGAGACUUUGAAAUUUGAGCCAGAAUUAUUUUCAUAAUAUGACUGCUACUAUAAUUGAAAUACGUACUGUCUGUAAACAUGCUUUGCAGUAUUUGAAACCUGCAUAUCACAGCGCUGAAAACCUGAUGGUAAAGCCUAUAUAAUAGUCUGGAAAAGGUACAAAAUUGUACAGAAAUCUUAGUUACAAACCGUAUUUUUGAAUAAUUGUUUCAUUAACAGUCUUGGGUUAAGGAUUCUAUGUCCCUAUAAAGUUUCAAUUUGUAUAAAUAAAGUCACAAACCUAUUCUUUUAAAAGCAGACAUGGAAGUACUAUUUUGAUGUGCAGUCUUUUAGACAAUGGAUUAUUUUUCUGUAUGUUAAUUUAUAUAUGGAUGCAACUUUGAAGACUACAGAUUGGUGGAACCUGAUAUUAAACUUUUCAAUUAGUAAAAA